Molecule: messenger RNA, 2620 nt
Organism: Synchiropus splendidus (mandarinfish)
Lineage: Eukaryota; Metazoa; Chordata; Actinopteri; Syngnathiformes; Callionymidae
Gene: nlrc3l
Product: NLR family, CARD domain containing 3-like
Exons: 12
Coding region: 123-2381 (752 amino acids)
Source: RefSeq, a predicted model, not a curated record
CCGAAAGUCGCGGAGGCCGAUUCUAACUUGGUGUCAAAUCCAUUUUGAAGCAAAUGUAUUCGUUUUCAAAACACCUCCACGUUUGACUUUGAAUAAAAACAGGAAACUUAGCAUUUUCUGUCAUGGACCCGGACACUGGAGAGCGAAGCAGCAGGAGCAGGCAUGGAAGACCACCGUCCAGCUAUGGCUCAAUGAAGAGUGAGGAGAGUGAAGACGAGGUAGACAUUCCUCUUCGAAGUCCUUCUCCGGGUGAAGCAACACCACGCGUCUCAUCCGGCCACCAGAAUGGAGGGAUGAUUCGCUGUGGGUCUCCUGAAACUCUGUACUCCGCGACCACUGACCUGACCAAGCCGCCGGGGGCUUUUGUUAUUGACACAAGGCUGUAUGAACAAGAAUGUAUUGAAGAAUAUGAUGGUGAAGUGCUCAUCACGAACUCACCGGAACCUCCUGAGCCCAUUGAAUCAGAAACUGCAGAGGAGACUGAUGCUAUUCAGCCAGGCAGACUCCACCCACAACAGGACUUGGCUCACGUUUUCUCAAGUAUCAUGGCUUCUCUGUCAGGCCUCAAUGAAGAGUUGUACAAAUAUAAAAUGUGGUUCCACCAAUGGGAGCCUGAGCUGAACUUACGGCAAAUAACGGAUGGAGACAUUCUUGAUUUCGUUGACAAGCUUAUAGAGACCCUAGGUGUCGGAACGUCUUUGUCACAUACCAUAAAAGCAUUAGAAAGUUUCAACAUGGCAAAAGCUGAUGAGCUGCGUGAGAAGUGCAAGAGAGCGCUCAUCCGUCAUCAUCUGACCAAGGCUUUGAUCAGAAAACACCAAGUCAUCCGUGAGGGAGUGGUUCAGGCUGGGAAGCACAAUAAUCUAGACGUUGUCUAUGUGGAGCCGGAGAUCUCCACGGUUGUCAGUGGAGCACUCGACCCCACUCACGAGUACAGAACCCACUCUCCACCGCCUCCUCAGCAAGCGAAUGCAGACACUUCGGUGUGUCUGAACAAUCUAUUCCGGCUUCAGAAGAGCGAUGGGCAGCCGGUGAGGACUGUGCUGACCACUGGGCUCCCAGGCAUCGGCCUGAAUGUUUCAGUGGGAAAGUACUGCUUUGACUGGGCCCAACAGAGAGCAAAUAAGGAUUUCCAGUUUGUCAUCAAACUUUCCUUCAGUGAUCUCUGGCUUCUUCGCAAAAAACAUCUUCCUCCAUCUGAGAAGAUCUCCAUCAUGGAGGUGAUAGAGUAUUAUCAUCCGGAGUGCAAAGACAUGGCAGUCCUGGAAGAAGUGGACUGUAAAUUUCUCAUUGUGAUGCACUCGUACGACUCCUACCAAACGCCUCUGGAUUGGCUGACGGCUCCGGUCAUCGACAGCAUCAGCACACCAGCACAUCCUGACGUCUUGAUCGUCAACAUCAUCAGAGGCACUCUGCUUCCUGGUGCCUGUGUUUGGAUACUGGGAAGACAAGCUGCCGUCUCCCAAAUUCCAUCAGAGUUCAUUGAUGUCUACACUGAAAUACGAGGCUUCAGUGAGGAGAUGAGAGACGACUAUUUCCGCAAACGCUUCCCCCCUGAGUUGUCAGAAAAGAUCAUGGCCCAUUACAAGCAGCUUCCAACGCUGCAGAUUUUGUCUCGCCUCCCAUUCGCCUGCUGGAUCAUGGCAACCGUGUUCGAGGCCAGAUUCCGCUGCCGAGGCUAUGGAGUGCACCCUCCCAAACUGACUCCGUUCUUCGUGAACUUCAUGAUCAUCCAGAUGAAUCGCAGGCUGCAGUUCUACUGUGAGAGAUCGGAGACCGACAAGCAAUGGCUGCGUGAGGACACGGAGCUGCUGAGGAACAUGGGAAAGAUGGCUUUUCAAAUGCUGGAGAUGAAUCGAAGCCUGUUCUUUGAAGAGGACUUGGAAGAGUUCGGCCUGAGAUUGUCUGAGGUGACGAUAUUUUCCGGACUGUGCACUGAACUUCCCCGUCCGUCUCCGGAGGACAGGAGACAGUUUUGCUUCAUACACUUUACUGUUCAGGAGUUCAUGGCUGCUCUUUAUGUCUUCACAAUGUUCCGCACGGAGUCAGAGAACAUUCUGGAUCAGGCGCCUGCCAAAUUCUCCAGGAUGUUUCCAUCCAAGAGCAAAUCUGCAGCUGGUCUAGUCCAGAGUGCACUACAGUUGAUGCUGGCUUCACCACUAGGACACUACGACAUGUUCCUGCGCUUCCUCUGCGGCCUCCUCUCUCCUAACUGCCAUGAAGCUCAGCUGGGCGGGUACUUGUAUCCCCGCAACUGCGCCAAGCUGAGUGGACUGGGGGAGGUGCAGGAACUGCUGACCAGGUCUACACACGAAGUUCCAGAGGAUCGAGUGGAAAAUGUAAAGGAAUGUUUGAGAGAGCUGAUUCAAGAGGAUGAUUAAUAGCGGCUCUUUGACUUUUAAAAUAACACCAAACUUUUUAAUGAAUUUUUUAAAUUUAAAACUGAAGUCUCCACUUUGGAUUGUGGAAAUGCAUUUUAAACCUUACAUGAAAAAAUGUCAAGGAUGCCGAGAACUUUUGACAAACUACAGAGCUACAACAGGGAGAGGGGCAACUUUUUUUGGAAACCGGUCAAAAGAAAAACAAUACAAAAAAACACAAAUAAAAACAGUGAAUGUCA